Penicillium manginii is the source of this 2268-nucleotide messenger RNA. RefSeq names its product putative mucin family signaling protein Msb2. Gene Ontology annotation, cellular component: plasma membrane; cell surface; site of polarized growth. Bases 1 to 2268 code for a protein of 755 amino acids. Gene Ontology annotation, biological process: establishment of cell polarity; osmosensory signaling pathway via Sho1 osmosensor; fungal-type cell wall organization. Gene Ontology annotation, molecular function: osmosensor activity. The transcript has a single exon. The record is from RefSeq and is a predicted model, not a curated record. NCBI's taxonomy places the organism in Eukaryota, Fungi, Ascomycota, Eurotiomycetes, Eurotiales, Aspergillaceae.
AUGCGCCCCGGAACUCUUUCUCUCCUCGCGGCCUGUGCCCUUGGUGUCGUCGCUUCCCAGGAAUCCGACAACAGUGUUGUGGAACAACCAGAAGUCACCAAUGUCGAACGCCCGCGCUUCUACUUCCCUCGCGAGGUGAAGCGUAACAUCAAGAAUAUCACACACAAGUCCGAGGACUCGACCGAUGGAGGAAUCUUGAACAGUGUCAACGAGCUCCUCUCCAAGGUGGCUGGUGGUACUUCCGACACCACCACUUCCGAGACUGCGACUGCGACCCCCACCCAGUCUGGCAAGGAGGUCGUUGUCGUGAUCACUGAGAACCCCGAUGGAACCCGUGUUACCAGCACCAUCACCCGUGAUGUCGCCGCUCCGACCACCACCACCGCGUCCACCGUGACCACCAAGAGCGAGACUCCUGUCGUUAACUCCAAUGCCAGCAACACGGCCUCCGACACCAAGAGCACCGACUCUAAGGAUUCUACCGCAGCCUCCAGUGCCAACACCGAGUCUGCCACUGCUACUAAGUCCGCCUCGGCGACUGCUACCACUUCCAGCUCCGGUAUCCUUGGAGAUGUCGUUUCUGACGCUGUUGGUGGCGUCAACUCUGUUGUUAGCAAUGUCGGCUCUGGAGUGAAAACCGUUGUUGAUGGUGUCGUUGGUUCCACCACGACCUCUUCUUCCGCAGCUUCUGCUACUGGUGCUGCUACUAAUGGCACUUCCUCGGCCCUCAAGAGCGCGGAUGGGACGUCCUCUGCUGCCACUACCACUGCCUCGGAUAACUGGAUGCAGAGCUGGAUUGAUAGCAUCGGCGGUACUACUACCUCCCCCACGACUCUCCCCGUCAGUGUCCCUGCCUCCACCACUGCCUCCCCAACUACCUCCGCUACGGGCUCUGCCACUUCCGGUGGUGAUUUUCUCGCAUCUCUUGUCAGCCCUGUCGCCUCUGGCAUCACCGGUAUCCUCAAUGGUGGUGGCAAUGGAACAAACUCUACCGACAGCCUUACCACUGGCCUUCCCGCCGUCCCCAGUCCCUCCGGUGCUCUCAUCCCUCACCCUCCCUCCGCUGUUCCCAGCGGUAGUGUGGUUCCCACUGGCACCGGUGGCACUGGCAGCGGCAGCAACACUCCUGGUGUAUCUAACUCGAUGGGCCCUGUUCCCACUCCUCACCAGCCUGUCACCGGUACCGACACUAGCUCUGGUACCGACUCUGGAAAGGCUACUGGCUCUGUCUCGGGUGUUCCUACUCCCACUGGCGCCACUCACGAGACUAACUCUGUCGUGCCUACUUCCACCGCUAUUCCCACGCCUGCCACUGAGACCACCUCCACCGAGACUGUUCAGCCCAAGCCCAAGCCCACUGAGGUCUCAAGUGAGUCCGAGACUAGCAACUGGAUGCCGUCCACCAUUCUUGUUCAGCCUACCGCCGUUCCUUCUGAGACCAGCACCCACACUGGUACCAACACUCAGCAGACCAGCGGCCCGACUUCGCUCCCUGGCUCCAUUACCCCAUCCAACGCUGGCUCUGAGGCUCCUGCGGAUGCAAUUUUGCUCCAGCUUGGAUUUGAUAGCCACCUGCCCUGGUCUUUCGUUGCCACCACCCCGCUCUCUUCGUCUCAGAUCUUCGAGUACAUUCCCCAGGCUGUGAAGAGCGCUCUUUCCGGUGCCGAUAGCAUGUCCAUGUUCGCCCUGGAGCCUUACUACUCCUGGAAGACCACUGGCUACAAUGCCACGCUCGCUAUCUUCUAUUUCCCCCGCAGCAAGGUCGAUGCCCUGAAGAGCCUGAAGCUCAACCCUAACUCUGCUCUGUACGAACAGCAGAGCGAGGCCGCCAAGACCAUCAUGGGUAUGAUCGACCCUUCCAUCCCGCUCGAGUUCAACGGUAACUUCCCCACUGGCGACUCCGAUUCGACCUCUGGCUUCAACGGCAACAACGACGAUGACAACGGCAACAGCAACAGCGGAGACAACAACGGCGAUGCUGGAUCUUCCAGCAGUUCCAAGGCCAAGGCCAGCUCCGUCGGCAUUGGUGUCGGUGUCUGCGCUGGUGCCGCCGCCUACGGUGCUGGUAUGUUCUGGGUUGCCCGCCGCUACCGCAAGAGAAAGCAGCUGCACCAGCGUUCCAGCUCCACUGCCGAGCAGAUGAGCCAGGGCUCCGGCGCUGGCUCCCUAUUCGCUGCUGGUGCUCGCAUGUCUGGUAGCCAGCGCACCGGCCGCUCCCAGAUGAUUAGUGCGCCCGUCAUGGCCGAGAACUCUCUGGGCUGGAACUAG